Molecule: messenger RNA, 612 nt
Organism: Volvox carteri f. nagariensis
Lineage: Eukaryota; Viridiplantae; Chlorophyta; Chlorophyceae; Chlamydomonadales; Volvocaceae
Exons: 3
Coding region: 1-612 (203 amino acids)
Source: RefSeq, a predicted model, not a curated record
AUGGACGUGGAGCCCAUUUUUUGCGCGGAGCAGAUCGUUAUUCCGCACAACCUGGCCGAUAUCCUUAAAGCUUACACAAAGGAGGUGAUUCGGCGACAACCAGCGGACAUUGUCGCGUUCUCAGCCAAAUACUUCACAAACCUCGCAAAUGUAGCAUCGGGUGCAUCAAAUACGCAAGCGCCAACGAAAGAGCAGCUGCGCCAGGUCUACACCCGCGGCGGCGGGGGCUCUACCGCCCUCAACCAGUCGCAGGUCAACGGUCUAUGCAAGCAGGCCGGCAUCGCGGAUCCAGUGGUUUCAAAGGUCCUGGAGGUUGGGACCUUUGACCCGACCUUUGUCGACCUGGACAAGUUCGUCUUCCUCAUGCUGGCCAUGAGUUGCGAGGACUUCAACCGCGUCUGCAUGGGCGUCUUUGACGUCUUCUCCGACAACGGCUCGCUGCCAACGGAGCACUUUUUGCAGCUCAUCAGCUUUCUGGGUCCCGACAUGGACACAGAUGUGACGCAGGGCUUCCUGUCCGCACUAGAGCAAGAGCUCGGGGGGGCACCCACCAUCACUUACAUGGAAAUAUGCGAAGCACCCACCAUCAAGCCCAAACUGGGUUUGUCAUGA